UAUGAGAAUAUGGACCAGUUUUCAAAAUACACGGUGAAUUACGAGUAUGUUAAACCUGAUGCCCAGUCCACAAGGAGUCUCGGCCUCGAUAACGAUUUUCCCGAACUCGUCCAGGAGAUUUACGAGUUAGAUGAGGCACUUGGUCAAGAAGAAGAUGGCCCAGGUGAAGCGAGGUGGGAGAUAGGAAUAUGGACUGAUUGUACAAAGAGCUGCAAUGACGGCGAGCACGGAAUAAAAACACGAGAAGUUUUCUGUGUGAUGGAUUCACAAGGUGUUGAGUUGGAAGUUGACGAUAGCAAAUGUAAGAAACCCAAGCCAGCUAGCGAAGAAGCUUGUGGAAAUCAACCAUGCCCGGCAGAGUGGUACACAGUGCAUGUUGGACAGUGUUCAACCUCGUGUGGCCCUGGUGUUCAGCCUUUGGAGGUGAAAUGCGUGAAAAUAAACUCUUCUGGUGAAACAAACGCUGUAGAUCCAAAGGAGUGCACUGACAUCAAACCGCCCACACAUGUGGCAUGUAAUGUAGAGAAUCCUUGUAAUGAAGAGUCCGAUGGCGAGGAGUAAUUCAGGUACUAUUCACGGCAAAAGUCGCUGUUACAGCAAAUCAUUGGCAAGAGCUAUACCUCAGAGAAGUGUUCAAAAGAGUAUCGAAACUAAUCAGGGAUUUCUUUGGUUUUCCUUUACUUCGUUAUGUGAUUGGUCCAGAAAACCCGUGCCACUUUCUCAACUAAUCAGAUUUAAAUGUAAAACCUUGAUCGCACGCGUUUUCGCGCGCUUCAGGCAGUUUACUUGUUUUGACUUAGAGUUCUCAUUAGUCCCUUGCGAUAUUUUUCCUUGCUUUGAUUGGCUGUUGCGAAUGCUUUGGUUUGGUUUUAUGACAUGCGCUCAAUCGAAAAGCGGUUGGUUCUGCCUAAACAUUCGCUGAUGCUUAAGAUUUUGUAUAUGCAAUGCUACUUAUUGUUACGUGGUUCUUUUGAUUUCUCUGGCUUUUUCUUGACUUGGAUUAUGGCUGGCCAUCCAGUUUACAAGUAUAUGUAAUCUGUAGCCAAUUGUUCUUGACUCCUGUAGGGAAUUUCGUGUUUCUGUGGCAAGGUUUCACACGUAUAUCAAUCAGAAAGCAAGUCUUAGAUGUUGAUAAUCUAAUCUGGGGUAUUCCCGCAUAAAUGUUUUCGGUAGAUUAUAGGCUCAUCGAUUGACGAAUUUAUAUUUAACAGUUAUUCACCGAAGGUGAGUUGAAUAUCGUCGAAUAAUCCCCGAGACAAAGUCGGGGGGAUUAUUCGA
Molecule: messenger RNA, 1278 nt
Organism: Stylophora pistillata
Lineage: Eukaryota; Metazoa; Cnidaria; Anthozoa; Scleractinia; Pocilloporidae
Product: A disintegrin and metalloproteinase with thrombospondin motifs 6
Biological process (GO): proteolysis; extracellular matrix organization
Cellular component (GO): extracellular matrix
Molecular function (GO): metalloendopeptidase activity
Source: RefSeq, a predicted model, not a curated record